This is a messenger RNA of Limanda limanda (common dab), 3824 nucleotides long. It is a transcript of the gene bicral, whose product is annotated as BICRA like chromatin remodeling complex associated protein. Lineage: Eukaryota; Metazoa; Chordata; Actinopteri; Pleuronectiformes; Pleuronectidae. Bases 1049 to 3376 code for a protein of 775 amino acids. Gene Ontology annotation, biological process: positive regulation of DNA-templated transcription. The transcript has 12 exons. Gene Ontology annotation, cellular component: SWI/SNF complex. The record is from RefSeq and is a predicted model, not a curated record.
GUGGGAAAUUCCACCGUCCCUGUGAUAUAAUGGCGUCCCUUCUUCGUCGUAGUUUGGCAUAUUUGUGUAUCAUUGAAUCAAAAGCACAAAGGAUUCCGCACAACAUCGAGUUAUUGUUGUUAUUGAUACUUGACAUUAAAUGAUUUCCCUCAACAUGUGAUUAAAUGUAAUCCUCCUGCACUCCUUUGUUCUGCCCGAAUCAAACAUGGAGGCUGAACGUGGCUGUGAAGACGAGUGCUAACAGCCAUUUUGUAGCAUUGCAGUUGUUACAUUUCCACACAACAGACACACAAAAAGCUCCUCUUCCCCUCGACUUUGACCAGAAGCACAAACACAACAAUGUCAUUGUAAACACUCAAAUAGCCACUGCAGGUACUUUGGAUUUUUCUGUUUUAAACUUUUUGUUGAAAUACAACCUUUCACAUCAAAGCACUUUAAAGAAAACGUAGUAGAAAUCCAAACUCUCACAUCCUUCCUCUGCAGCCUCACAUUCACGCUCACUGUCUCAUGGUUGUGUCCCUUUUUUCAAAAUUUGUUUUAUUAUUAGUAGCACCAAGAUGGCUGCGUACCUUUCAAACCCAUAAAGCCAGCUCCUCUGUGAGCGUAGAGGCUGAAAGCAAGUGUUGGUGGUGCACAUGGAGUAGGGUGGAGUUCUACACUCAAAUGGCCAUUUCUUGCUGCGCACAGACACCAAAGACAACCAAUGUGGGACAGCAGAGGAGGAUUAUGGGUGGGAGUUUGAGUCUCUGCUGCGGGGGGGAUGAAGGCCGUCCUGCCCUCACUCACGUAUACAUGCUGAUCUCCCACAGCAGUGAAUCGCUCACUGUAUCCGUCCCCGUCUGUCUCUGCACGCCCUCAUUUCACAAACCCGUCCCACACCCUGUGUCUCGCACCUGUAACUUUGUAAUCCCAACUAAAUCUAGCUUCUCACCCCCCCCACCCGCAGCCCAGCUUGCUGCAGGAAACAAAGGGUGUUAAAUGACCGAGUCCAUGCUUCCUGCUGGAAACCAACUCCUCACCUGUGUCUUCCCAUCAUCUCUCAGGUGUCAUGGAUGAUGAGGACGAUCGCCAUCUUCUGGAUAUUUUAGGAGAUGUGGAUGCAUUGAAUGACUAUCUCCAUGGCAACAACAGCAAGUCUAUUGAGGAGGAUGAUGUGACCAACGCAGCUUAUGGAUCAGAUGGAUCCUUCUUUGCUGGUGACACACCUGGCUCCAACUCGGGCCUCAAGGAUGGCUCUUCCUCAAUGGGUGGAUUCGGCGCCGAUUCAGCCGGGGCAGGCCUCCAGCUCUCCAGCAGCCUUUCAUUCAUCGAGGAUGAAUUGGGGUCCGGGAACUCUUCUGGCGGCGGGGACCUCGGGGGGGAGGACCAGCCCUUUGACAUCCUGCAGAAGUCCCUCAUGGAGGCCGACAUCACGGAGCAGACGCUGGCCCAGGACGCCUUACUGGACUCCCAGCCCGCUCCCACUCUAGUGCAGGCGCCGGUUCCCUUCCAGUCCCAGCUGGUCUCUGGGGGUUAUGGAGGGGGAGUGGGUAUGGUAACCACGGCAACUGCUGGGUUUCCUACAGGCCAGUUCCUGCAGGGAGUUUCCCAGCUGCCCAAUGGCUCCGCCCAGCACAUCCAGGUGUUGGGAUCCUUCGGGGCAGGUGGGGGGAUGAUGACUCUGAGCAGUUUGGAGAGAAAUCCUCAGCUUGUGUUGAGGCCAGGGGCCCCUGUAGCCGCAGCAGGGGCCACAACAGGGGGGCAGGUGUUCGCCCCCACUCAAGGUCAAGUCGGCCUACCUUUUAAAAACAUCCCCCUUCAAAACAUCAUCAUCCAGAGAGGCCCCGGAGGGACCCAGACUCUUGUCAGACCUAUCCAACCCAAACCACUUCAAGCUGGCACGCAGACCAUCUACAGUCUUCAGCCCACUUCCACCACCAUGGCUAAUGCUAACUCUGCUGCUUCGGGGGGGCACUACACAGCCAACGGCUCCAUCGUGGUACAACCGUCCAUGGAGCAGCAACAAGCACAGACCAACUUACAACCUGGACAGUACCUGCUCCCCAGCUCGUUGGCCCUCGCUCCGGGCAGCAACCUCCACAACGGCCCCAGCGACCCCAACUCAAAUGCCCUAAUCACCAGUCAGAAUGCGGUGCAGAUUGUGGCAGGACAGAACUUCACCGCACAACAGAGGGGUCCGUUCAUCCUGAAUCAGGGACUAGUCACCGCGAGUCAGGUUGGAGGGUGUGUGACCCAAACAUGGACAGGAGUUACUUGUUCGACCACGGUACCUGUGCAGACGUCAUGUGCCCCUGGGCGGCUGACCCUGGGGGUCGUAGGUCAAACGCAAGUGUCAGCAAGCCCAGUGCAGCGCCUCCUAGUCACUCAAACCCAGAACUGCACUUCCCUGUCCCCUUUAGCUGGAGGAGGGACGCAGGAGCAAGACUUCAGACAGAAUUCCUCAUCACCUUCCCUCAAACAGCCCGGUAACAUUCAUGUCAUGAGAACCAUGACGCAAGAUUCAACGCUUAACUCUCAGGUCAGUGCACAGAAGAGGCCUGCCCACCCGCCCCUUACAAGAGAGGGAAUGAUUUUACAACGGCUGGGGAAGGAUCACGCCGGAGUUCAGACCCUCGAUCGGCGAAGUUUCUCUUCAAUCAGCGACGCGCUGCAAAGACUCCUCCCCUACCACGUGUUCCAGGGGGCGCCGCCCAGCCAGGAGGAGUUCGCACAGGUGGAUGAUGAAUUUGAGGCCGUAGCGACUCAGGUGCUGAAGAGGACCCAGGCCAUGGUGAACAAAUACAGACGGUUACUACUGGUGGAAGCUGAGCGUUCAAGUCCGUCAUCGGAGAUGGUGAUGAUCGACCGGACCUUCAACCAAGAGGAACGCACCAACCUCACGCAAGACAAGCGCAUGGUACUCGUGGAUCCAGACAGCUUCCUGGAAGACUUCUGCUGUGGCAUGAAAUCCAGACUUUCCCCAGAACCGGCCCCGGCCCCGACCCCUCCUCCGUCCAGCUGUAGCUGGAACCCGUCAGACAGUGGCUCCACGGAGCCGCCGUACAGGACAGACUCGCAGCCCGGCUGUGGAGAUCCGGGAGGGGGCGGGGCUGCAGGAGGUGGGGCGCCAGACAGAGUCCCCCCCCUACACUUAGAAAACAAGAGCGCCCUUGAACUGAAGAGAUCCCAGCAGCGCUUUGAGCCCAGCGGCGGCAGCAACCACAGCCGUUCCCCAGGUAGCGUCUCGCCUCCAGCAGCAAAGUCAGGAGGACAGACGCACUACCAGGGUUCUCACCAACUGUCCCCGCCCCAGUUCCCCUCUGAGCCCACGUCCCCCCCCCACACUGACACAGACUCUGCUCUCGAGGCGGCGGUCAACAGCAUCUUGGAAUGUUAAGACUGAUGCUUCUUAUCAUCCCCAGUGUUUGAUUUUUGUCUUUUUAUACGUGUGUGUACAUGUUUAUUUUUUUAUUUUUAAUCUCUCCUGUUGAAGUAUUUGUUAUCUCCCCCCCAACCCCCAACAAAUCCCUGAGUGAAGAGAGGUCUACUCUUCUUUCAGGUGUCCGGUCUUUGUGACACGAUCGGCCAUGUAGCAUGUAUUUAAUUUGUUUUUACAUUUCUUUCUUGUUUGUUUUGAAGCAUGACGUAGGAGUCGAGGUGGAUACAGGCACUUAUAUAUACCUAUAAAGACCCGGGAAUGUGUGCAAUGCAAUGGACUUUAUAUUCAUUUCACAGUAAGUUGAAGAGGAGGCUGCUUUCAGACAUGAACCACUGAACUCCGGAUGACCUCAUGGAACUCGGAGGGGCUGCAUGUGAGAACGCAGACUUCAGGGGUCAGUUUCUCC